Molecule: messenger RNA, 483 nt
Organism: Leptonychotes weddellii (Weddell seal)
Lineage: Eukaryota; Metazoa; Chordata; Mammalia; Carnivora; Phocidae
Source: RefSeq, a predicted model, not a curated record
UUGGGUGGGGCUCCUCCAAAGUCCUUGGGCAGGCGGUUCCCACUGCCCCUCCCCAGGCCCUCCCCCUGCCCUCCGGGCCCUUGCGGUCCUCCCCACAGACCUUCUCUCACCACCAUGGAGUUCGACCUGGCCGCAGCCGUCGACUCCAAGGAGCCCCAGGGGACGGGCCAAGUGGGAGACCACAAACACAGCCCCCACAAAGUUCGGGCCGCGUCAGAGGCGGGGGCGCCUGAUAAGCCGAGGGGUGGCGGUCACCGCAGCUCCUCAGACUCCAGCAGCGACAGCUCCAGCGACAGCUCCAGCGACAGCUCCAGCGACUCGGACAUGGAAGCAAAGCCUCCCGCUGCCGCCUCCGAAGGGCACAAGAACACGCCGGCCAAGGUCAAGAAGCCCAAGGCGAAAAAGGAGAAGAAAGGCAAGGCGAAGAAGGAGGCUCCUCACUGACGGGCCGGGCGAGGCUCAUUAAAUCUUCUCUCGACUCUC